CCCCACUUCACUGCUGCUUGUUUUCUCCAACUUGCAUGAAUGCAAAAACACACGCUUGCUCCUCCAUGUAAAAGCCUCGUUCAGCAGAGUUAAGAAUCCCAGGCUUUGGAGACACUUCAGACAGACACACGAGAGAGCGAGAAAAGAGAGACCGUCACCACAGCUAAUGCUCCUGCUUCUAUUCUAGCUGGAAGAGACCUUCCUGUGGAUUUAUCAAUGACUUCUUUGUUUGGUCUGUUGCAGAGUGCCCCCUCUUUUAGCCCCCUGGAAACACCCUCCGACCUACAGCAGUAGUAAGUCCAUACUUCUCUUACCUCUAUGCUUCUGUCUUAGUGCUUAUCCAUUCCAAAACGUGUGUUUGUCUGUGUUUAGGGCACGUUUUAGGAGUACUGUCAGCAGGGGAUUUUAAGCAUUUGAACACCCUGUGGAGAUUUCCCCAUACAGGGAAGGGGGGAGACUCCUGCUGCUUCCUGAGCGAAAGAGAAAGGUUCUGAUUAACGGGGGUAAAAGCUGCCAGUACAGUGUGUCCUCUGUCUUGAGAGGUUUUGGGGGGGAUAGUAGUCGAGGAGGUGGUGGUGGUGGGGACAUGGUUACUAUAUGGCGAUUUAUUUAAAGCUGAAAGCAAACAGCCCCCGAGUCAAACCUGGAUGUCAUUUGUGUGGAGAGAGACCGGGAACACCGCUCUAUUCCACCUCUACAGCUACGUAACUUUAUCCAUUAUCUCCCCAGAGUGGGUGUGUGAAGCCAGCCUGUAUCCUAUAACAAUAACUUUGAUAUGAAAGUGGGUGUUUGAUCAGUAAGCAAACCAGCAGCGUUACGACUUUGAUAUUUGUUUUUGUCAGCAGAGAUUUAUGUGCGCUAUUUCUGUUUCUGCAAUCAAAUGUAAGGAAUUCUAGCCCUAGCCAUGGUGACAUUCUUGUUGUCCAAUGGCUGAAAGUUCUCCCACCAUUUCUGCUUGGAACUUUCCAUCUCUCCCCAAACUUAUAUUUGGAUUUCACAGCAUGAUAUUCCCUAACUCUUUUGAAUAGUUUAUUGGUCUCAUGAAUCUUUGACGUCAUUCAUUGUCGCCAGCUCAUUGGAUAUUAAGUAACACAGGUUAUUGAUAUUGCCAUGCACUGUAUUGGAAUGAAUUAAUUAACAGAUAAAUCUGUCUGUGCACUUAUUAUAUUAUGUCAUAUUUUAUGAAUACUGCAUGUUUUAACUUAUUUCUAUAGUCUAGAUGGAUUUCUGAAAGCCUUUAUUUUUUUUUUACAUGUAUUUGUAAAAGUCUAAGAAAUAUGUUUAGUAACUUGUCGCAUCAUCUGCCCCAAGUUGUUAUGGGCAUUUUAAAAUAUGCAAAAACUAUGUUUCUGGUCAACAGCUAAUCACAUUUGCACAUUACUUUAAUGUUUUUUCUACAAAACAUUCAGACUGCUUCAUUGGACCAAGCUGGUUUUGAUUUGAUAAUGUUUAUUAAUGUUUAUGAUGCAAGUAUUGCAUCACAACAGUUUGUGUAGAAACCAUAUCUAUCAUCCCUUUAAGAAAUUAGUUUAAAAUUGUAAACUCCUGAGAUUAAGCCAUAAAUCCCACAGACUUUCCUCUAAGGGUUACAAGACACUUGUUUAGGGGGUGAAAGUUUACUGGGGUUUCUUUGACUAUGUUUCUGGUCAACAGCCAAUCACAUUUGCACAUUACUUUAAUGUUUGUUCUACAAAACAUUCAGACUGCUUCAUUGGACCAAGCUGGUUUUGAUUUUAUAAUGUUUAUUAAUGUUCAUGAUGCAAGUAUUGCAUCACAACAGUUUGUGUAGAAACCAUAUCUAUCAUCCCUUUAAGAAAUUAGUUUAAAAUUGUAAACUCCUGAGAUUAAGCCAUAAAUCCCACAUACUUUCCUCAAAGGGUUACGAGACACAUGUUUAGGGGGUGAGAGUUUACUGGGGUUUCUUUGAAAUUAAAGGGCUAGCCUAUAUUCAAGAACUUUCUAGUACACAUUUACCUCAUUGUUGUAUACCACAUUGCUUACCAUAUACAGGCGUGUACAAACAAGGGACCAAAAUAUAUAUUUUUGGCUUUGAGUUCAAGAUAGGUCAGCAACAGACGUGCACAGACAGUAUUCAGUCGUUAGACUAUUCACAUUUGAGUUCUGAGAACUAUGAAAAAGGUUAUUGUUGAGGGUGUUAAAUAAAGGAACAAGGAGGCAUGGUUCUUCCUGUUAACGUUUUAAUGCAGUGGGCUAAAUCAGGGUCACACAGUGUUUCUUGGUAAUCUUAAAACAAAUCUAUAUUUCGAAACAAAAGUAUACACCUCACACACAUGGUUAUGGGUUUAAAAAAAGAAGACACCUGUACCAUGUCUGUAUAGAGCUGAAAUGUAUUCAAUUUAGAGUUUGCAUCCCAAUACUACAAUUAUAUCACAGAAGACUGAAAUAUAACCAAACCAUUUGAUAUAGAAACACCGGAUUUCUCAAUAUUUUUAUCAUGUUAAUUAAUUAUGAAAUUAUGAACAAUAUAACGUUUCACCCAUGCGUCCACUAGAGGGCGCUUCUGGUCGUUCAACUGCAGGAACUACACUUUAACCUGGCAUUAUGUAAGAGGGCCAAACUAAUUUGGGGAAACCCUGCUACUCCCCUCAUGCCUCACUGCACUUCACUUCUGGUCUCAAAUAUUUGUCUAUUGUCUUUCCAAAUGUUUGUUUGUUGUUCGUUUACAGCACAGGAAAGUGGAAUAUCCUGCAAUGGGAAUUAGACUACUGUUGUGUUACCCUGUAGAGAUACUGUGGGUGGAGCAAUUCACUGUGCUGAAGUUACCCCACUCUAAAAAGUUGUUGUCAAGUGUUGUUUAAUUUUUCCACAUGAUUUACUACCGUUACUGGGAAUUGUUGUUAGUUUAAUGGCCUCCACUCAUGCAUGGCAGCACAAAUAGAAAGACAGGGAGGCGUCAAGCUCUCUCCUCAGACAGUGGCAUCUGAAGUAGAGUAACCCUAAAAAAAAGUACAGGUGCAUGGCAUAGCAGAGUAACGUGAGAACGUUCAGACAAUAUUUUUUAGAAAUCUCUCCCAUUGGCCCCCGUGGAAUGCAAAGUUAAGGGCAGUGAGCACAAGUAGAGUGCUUUUUUAUUUUACGUCAAGGUCCAAAUUCCAGGCAUGCUUAUAUAAAAGCAUCUUUACACUCUUCAUGUUCCCCUAAUAAAAAUAAACAAAAAGGCUGAAUCAACAAGUAAUCAACCACAGAAUGUGUAAGAUAAGCCUAACCAUAUGGCAACUCACAAAACUGUGUCAAUAAAAAUAAAAAUGCUUCUUUAUCUUUUCAUUAAAUGCAUGUUACGCAAAUUGUUUUACUCAAUUAAACUGCACUUAAUUACCAACACUGGCAUGUAUUACAGCAUGCUUUCUUCUAGCUAGCUAGCUGUGUGAACAUAUAGUCUAGUCCUAAUCAGGCUUUCUGAGUCAAGCUGCUUUUUAGGUUGAAUCAUUAUUUUCUCCAUGUUUUGCUCUAGCUCCGGUUGUAAGGCCGUACACAGCGAGGUGGAGAAGGACGAAGGAUCAUCCGGCAGCGAGCCAGCGGCUCCAGAAUGCGACCGCCAUGUUUACAAGAACGUCCUGGAGGGCGGCGACAUUCCCCUGCAAGGUCUGCGGGCCCUCAACAAGCGCCAUGCCAGCACCUCCUCCAAAGGUAGGAUUCCACUCCACACAUGCUGCCAGUAAAGAGGGGUACUGAACUGGCUUCAAAGUGGGACUCUGAAAGGGGGUUUUACCACUCAGAUGGAACCAAAUGACUUGUGGGGAUGUUGGAUCAUAAAAGUAUCUGUUAGGGAUACAUGUGUUUCCUUUUAACUUUGUGUUGAAAUCCACAUAUGUUUUUGCUUCAGGUUAUCACACCAGAGGCCAAUCAUCUUGCAGCAUAAAUCUUUUUUCAGCCGUUUAUUUUUUAAAUCAUUGAUGUCAUGGAUGUUUCACCAAACUCAGUGGAGGCUAUCAGGCUAACCUUGGGUUAUCCCCUCGUCCUACAGUUAUCUUCCUCUGCAGGCCAGGCAGUCGUUGGAGAGGCUUAGGGGCAGGGCUCCAGAGUGUCCUAAAGCCAGGGAGAAAAGGUCCAGGUGAAGGGACUAUUGGGGAGGAAAGGGGAAGAUAAACAGUGCUCUGGUUUUGUAGGCUAGGCCAGACAGGGGUGAGAUAAACAAGAGGGACACAGCAGGGUGGUUAGGCAUGAGGAAGUCAGCUGUCAGAGAGAGGUCAAAGGAUGGAAUUCCUGCGCACAUGACCAGGGGAGAGAAAUGCGAGGGGGAGGAGAGGAAAGGAGGGAAGGAGAGGAAAGGAGGGAAGGGGAGGAAAGGAGGGAGGGGGUGAAGAAAGGAAAUGACAGAUCGGGCACUGCAUGGCGAUGUUGCUCCAAUACAUAACAUAACUGGAAUUCCAACUGGCCAAGCAAGGCCUGAAGUCUAUAGUUUAUUGCCAGUCCGUUUGGAGUUUGUUUUUGUUUUUGCCAGAUGCACAAAUGUAUUCUUUGUAGAGGUAUUAUUAGUUUAUGUAAGCUGUCUGCGCUCCUCAAUUAAUAAUACAUAUUUUUUCUCUACAAAAUUAUUUUAGAUGGCCAGUACUGUAUCGUGAAACAAAGAUACCAGAUAACUUGACUGAAGUUCAAGUCCCUAUUCUAUAAAAGUCUUGACUGAUGUCCCGUUUCCAUACAAUUUGGGAAACUGCUAUAAAGGGAAUUCCGCCCAGAGUCAUCUUGAGCCAAAGUCAACUGACUAGCACGCUCUCUCAUUAUGUCUUGCCAGAGACACACCAUCUCAGCUCUGUGGACACUCAGUUACAGUCCAUUACAACAGAGCAAGAUAAAGUACAGAGAGAGCUUCAUCAUGUGGUCCUGCUUCAUCAUGUGGUCCUGCUUCAUGCUCUUUCAAACAGUAAUGGCACACUUUGUUGUCACAGAACUUUGCUUCCUGCAGGCCUUUCUAGUGGCUAAGAUUAUAAUAUCAUAUUCAUGGAAAUAACAUGAGUAUUCAACUUAUUCAGUGUGUGUGGUUGCUCAAACAGGAUACUGAGGGGAGAUAUGACUGAGCCAAAAACACAGAUACAUUAGCAUAAUGCUAAUGAGCAUUUACAGCCUUCUGCUGUAGGCUACAUCCCUGUAGAGUUGUUUCACAACAGCUGGUGGCGGUUAUGUGUCAUCAUUCCCUACUGGGAUGUGUAAUUCCUUACUGUGGUAGGACUAGCACAUUACAGUAUGUGGCAUUACUAGCACAUUUCUUACUCAGAGGUGAGAAUCAACCAUAACUACUCAUCCCCGCAGGUGUGUCUUACAGAAUAUUAUGUUGUAGUGGCUCACAGUGGCGUGUAUGACCUUGCUGUUUUGACAGUUCUAUUUGAGACUGUGUCCUGUGAUGGACCCUGAGAAGGAAGUGCUUUUUGGGUUAGCUGCAAAAAGUAAAGGGCGUUCCAAUUCCUCAAUGCUGAGGUCUAGUUCAUAAGUAGUGCGUCGAUGGGCAACAGUAGCUUACAGAGUAGUUUGUAUUUCUUAUGAACUCUUAUGAGCUGUUUAUUGCAUCAUUUUAGUUUAUACUGAUAUCAAAGCUACUGUGGAUUCUGGUCUGAGAUUUAGAGGCAAAUAUUAGAAAAUGUAAUCUGUUAUUUAAUUUGAUGUUCGAACAGCAAGCUUACCAACAUUACAUAGCAUUUCAUGCAUGACGUACUGCCCUGCUCUUUGCCCUUUCUGUUGUUUCACCUCUUUUAUGUUACUGUUUACGAUCACUAAUCAUUUAAUUAUUAAUAAUUGUGAUUGAAUAAGCAUAUCAGGUCCAGUGAAAAUACAAGACACUUAACAUGCAUUUCUAGGACUAUUCAAAAUCAACAUUUUCACUGCUCCACUAAAAUCAAAACAUGUUAUUUGAUUUUACAAGUGGCAUUACUAAUAGUAUAACAAAGUCAUUUGUUACUUGAUGUGAAAUGCAUCAAGUUCUUUUCUCCCUCAUCAACUUUUGAUGGAAGUUGUCUUUACUUUAGAAAUGUGUUGACCCUGUGUUAUUUUCAGUGUGUGUGAAUUUGUGACCAUUAACCUAAUAUGCUGUUUAUUCUGUUGUCCUGCAUGCUUUCCAGUGGAUUAUCAAGGUGGGAAUGGCUAUAUAAUUUCACCAUGCUCUUCUGUAAAUAGUCGAUCAGUUCUUGCCAGUAAUGCCCUAGGUUACCAGUGUAAGAAUAAGAAGCCCUUAUCUGCUGCCAAAGCCUGCAUACCCCAAAUCCUCCCCUCUAAGUUCAAACAUAAGCUGAUACCCCCUAGUGAUGACAGCCACGACAGGAGGACUGCACCUGCCAGGCACCCAAAGGCACACAGCUUUGAGGAUAUAUACACAGGGAGCACAGGAGCAGAGGCCCAGGAGAGCGGACUAAACUCAAACACGCACAAAAACUCCAAUGGUCUCCCCCUUGACUCUGAGACUGGUUUAAAAAAUGGCAGCCCUGCGACUAGAAGGAGCACAUCCGAGUUCUCCACCCUGUACCGGAACAUGCACAGUAUCCAGAGGCCUUCCUGCUCGGUGGGCUCCAGUCCCCACGGGAGUGUCCGUAGCCUGACCUGCCUAUUCGAGAAGGUGGGGGUCAAUGGAAUUGAUAGGGAGGGGGACGAGGCAGGGGGGAACAUUCCCAGGCGGGAGGCCGUGUCGUCGCGGGUGUCGGAGUUUGAGCUGAUCACCCAGCGCUCCAGCCCAUCUCCCACACGCUCCUCCUCCAUGCCAACGCUACCCACCGGCCAGAGCCUCACCCACAACCACAGCCCCGCCGACCUCUUCAUGGCGUCCGCGGUCUCGGCUGAGUCGCUGCUGGUCACUGACCCUGGGCACGCUAGGCUGUUAGAGGGCUGCCCUCUUGAGGACACAGAGGGCAAGGCGGCCCGAGACGAGGCGUUUCUGUCAGGCAGUGAGAUAGUGGAGGAGGUGGCAUCCUCUGAGUACAUUGGCACACUGAGAGCCGAGUCCCUCUCUGGGACUGAGGCAGAGACAGAGCAGCACGGCCCCACAGAGAAAGCCCCAGUACCAACAGAGAAACCCCCAGAGGUCACUAUCUCCAGAACCUCAAACAGUCCCCCAUCACCAGUCACCCCGUCCGCUCCCCCACACAACCUCCACAACCACCACCAUCUUAAACCCAGCAGCAAGUGCAAAGGCUCCUGCCCAGCCUCCUAUACCCGCUUCACCACUAUCCGGCGGCAUGAAAGGCAGCAGGAGGCCAUGGCCCAGCAGGAUAAACUGUCCACCCAGGAGAAAAUAAAGAACUCCUCCUCUCUCCCCUCAAACCACUUCCUCAUGGGCCCUGCACCGUUCAGGGUGAGGAGGUCUCUCCAGUCUCACCAGGCCAAAAAGACUCUCUCAGCCACUAAGGUGAUGGCAGGUCAAACGUCACAGACCCAUUUCUAUGAUCCCAGGCCCCUCAUCCCACAGCGCCUCUCUUCCUUGGAGGUACUGGAGAGGCUGGGCAACGGGGAAGGUGCGCCAUCCGACAGUGACAACAACCUGACUAAUAGGGGAGUCUUGGACGCCAAUGGGAAUCUUCUGCAGCCGCUGGCAGCGCACCGAAGAGGUGGCUAUCUCCUCUCCAUAUUUUCACCUGAGUGUCCCUUCUCCCACACACCUGUGCCGAUCUCUCUGGCCACUCAUUGUGUUUUUUCUCCAAGCUUUUCUUCUUCACAUUGUAUCUGUAUUUUUCACAACGUGAUAAUACCACCUUUCAUCUUUUUAGUCUGUGUGGUGUGUCACAAAGUGACAAUGCAGCCUCCAUUACAGUUUUGAUUCAAUUUUCUUGCCCGACAAACAUUUUUUUUCCAUAAACUCAUCACAAAACACUUUUGUAACUUUAGUGCAUUCUCACAACUUAAGGAGUUAUACAUAGCUACAUACAAAUGUCAGAGGCCUACAUGACCAUUACAUGACACUUCUCUGAAUUGUGUAAAAGUAGAUUGGCUAAAAUGGGAUUAAUUUAGAUAAAAAUGUAUUGAACUUCAUGUAAAAUGGCAUGUAAUGUUGGUGUAGGCUAUUGUUAUGGCUAUGCAGUAUACACCCUCAAGUAAUGUGUUACCAUGUCUUUUAUAAGGCUAUGUGCUUUUGGGUUUUGUCAGUUUUGGGGUAAGCAAAUGUGCUGUGUCAGGGGUCUGUUUUCAUCUGUCAUCCUUCAUUUUAUCAUUCUGACAAGACUGGAAUUUCAAGUAGAGAGACUGUGCUUCCCUCAUAUUUCUUUAUAGCUGAUAUUGGUAUUUCCUGUAAAUAUUCUGUGUAAUACAUGGAUUUAUGUCUCAGAGGUUGGUAAUUAUAAGGGUUUUCUUAUGGUGUUUGGUUUGAGGCAUGGUGAAAUGUCUAUUGCUAAUGGCUGGGUGGGAAGCAAGAUGAGUAGUGUAGUACAGUUAGUGAUGACUGGGAUGAAGCAUUAAACAUUGGUGAUGGGUGAUAUGCAUUUACAUUGUACAUCAACCAUAUCAUAAGUCACAAUUUUUUAUCUGAAUGUUUUAUACAGUAUUUUGUUUCCUCUAUAGCCAUCAACCUUUUUUGGUAUUUUUUCAUAAACAACAGGCUAAAUAAAGCUGAGUCAUAGUGUGUUACUGUGUUUAUUGUUUUGUGCAUGUGGGAAUAUGUUUUUUUCAGUAUGUGUAUUUUUCCGUUAUCAUACUGCAAAUGACACCUUUUCUUCAGAGCAUGUCUAGUUCUAUAUUUUACAGUGUUCCCCUGCUUUGUCAAAAUACGUUUUAUAAAUCUAUUGGAAUAGUGGUAUUGCAAUAAGGUUAGGGCUAUUUAUUUUUAUUUUUUAUAUUAUAGAUAUUGAAAGCAGUACUAUUGAUGAACUCUGUUAUGGGAAAAUGUUGAAUCCCUUUGGAGAAUUUCAGGACAUAAUGAAUUUAUUUUUCGUAUUAGAUUCAGACUACUUGACCCAUGUAGACCUUGGUGACGGUCAGGAUGAUGUGGUCAGGAGACGCCAUGGAGAUAAAGAGGUAAUGUUUUUUUAUCGUUUGUUUAUAGUUUCUGCAACAUUUCUUUUGUAGUCCUCUCUCAACAAAAUCUGAUAGGGCUUCACUCUCCUUUUUGAACAAUAAAUGUAACUAAAAACUGUUCAGUGUAUACUAAAAAUUGCUUUACUGAUCAUCUCCAUCUUGAAAAUGCCUGUCGUCCUUAGAACUAUUAAUGUGGCAUGCAAAAACAAGUGAAAUACAAAAUAAAUGACUUGCAGAAAAUUGUAUGUUUCCCUGACAGAAAAUCUUGGAAGAGCAGCGACGGCUGAAGAGGGAACAGGAGGAGGCUGACACAGCAUCGAGGCGACACACGGGAAUCGUUCCCACCCACCACCAGUUCAUCACUAACGAACGUUUCGGAGACCUGCUCAACAUCAACGAAGCAGACAAGAGGAAAUCCGGAUCAGAGGUGCAGUACAGUACCAUCCCUCUCAUUGUGCAAAAUGACAGGUGGGUGGGUGGGUGGGGGGGAGGGGAGGAGAGUCAGUGGGGUUCCUGCUUUUACAGAUGGUUUCGUCAGCUGUGACCAGACUUCAAAGGGUUGAAGCAAAUGCUGUACAUUGCAGUCAGAUGUUAGUGAUUAGGGCAUUAGUAACUCUGACUUGAAUCAUUGUUCUGCUUUUUUUACUGCUUAUUAUGGUCAACACCCACUCAUGACUAUAACCAGGGGCAUCAUGCACCCCAAACAUCAGAUGAGGCACAAAGUAUGUGAGCAGUGGGGCUAGGCCCCGCGUCCGAAAGUUGGAGAAUUUUGGAUUUUUCAAACACCUGAAACAGCUUUUGUCCUGCAAUCUAGAGCUAUAAUCAUUUAUGCUUAAUUCUAAGCAUACAUCUUGAGCUGUCUGUGUCCUCCUGACUGGUGGUUAUUUCUUUAUUUUUUUAAAGUCUACCAGCCUUGCCAGCAGGCAUGCCAGCUAAGAUAGUUAGACAAGCUAUACUGAACAAAAAUACAAAUGCAACAUGCAACAAUUUCAACGAUUUUACUGAGUUACAGUUCAUAUAAGGAAAUCAGUCAGUUUAAAUAAAUAAAUUAGGCCCUAAUCUAUGGAUUUCACAUGACUGGGCAGGGGCCUGGGAGGGCAUGGGCCCACCCACUUGGGAGCCAGGCCCAGCCAAUCAGAAUAAGCCUUUUCCCACAAAAGGGCUUUAUUACAGACAGAAAUUGCACGCUCCCUCCCUCAACUUGAGACAUCUGUGGCAUUGUGUUGUGUGACAAAACUGCACAUUUUAGAUUGGCCUUUUAUUGACCCCAGCACAAGGUGCACCUGGUGUAAUUAUCAUGCUGUUUAAUCAGCUUCUUGAUAUGACACACCUGUCAGGUGGAUGGAUUAUCUCGGCAAAGGAGAAAUGUUCUCUAACGGGGAUGUAAACUAAUUUCUGCACAAAACUUGAGAGAAAUAAGCUUUUUGUGCGUAUGGAACAUUUCUGGGAUCUUUUAUUUUCAGCUCCUGAAACAUGGGACCAACACUUUACAUGUUGCAUUUAUAUUUUUGUUCAGUAUAGCUACUUUAACUUGAUUGAUAGCCUGAAGUUGCAUGGACUCACUCUGUGUGCGAUAAUAGUGUUUAACAAGAUUUUUGAAUGACUACCUCAAUCUCUGUACUCCACACAUACAAUUAUCUGUAAGGUCCCUCGGUCGAGCAGUGAAUUUCAAACACAGAUUCAACCACAAAGACCAGGGAGGUUUUCCAAUGCCUCACAAAGAAGGGCACCUGUUGGUAGAUGGAGCAGACACUGAAUAUUCCUUUGAGCAUGGUGAAGUUAUUAAUUACACUUUGGAUGGUGUAUCAAUACACCCAGUCACUACAAAGAUACAGGCGUCCUUCCAAACUAACUCAGUUGCUGGAAAGGAAGGAAAUCGCUCAGGGAUUUCACCAUGAGGCCAAUGGGUGACUUUAAAAGAGUUUGAUGGCUGUGAUAGGAGAACUGAAGAUGGAUCAACAUGGUAGUUACUCCACAAUACUAACCUAAUUGACAGAGUGAAAAGAAGGAAGCAUGUACAGAAUACAAUUAUUCUAAAGUAAUAAUGCAAAAAAUGUGGCAAAGCAAUUAACUUAUUGUCCUGAAUACAAAGUUUUAUGUUUGGGGAAAAUCCAAUACAACACAUUACUAAGUACCUCUCUCCAUAUUUUCAACCAUAGUGGUGGCUGCAUCAUGUUAUGGGUAUGCUUGUAAUCGUUAAGGACUGGGAAUGGAGCGAAGCACAGGCACAAUCCUACAGGAAAACCUGGUUCAUUCUACUUUUCCUUUUUUAAAUCAUUUUUUUCUGGGAAGGGCCCGUAAGUAAGCAUUUCACUGUUAGUCUACACCUGUUGUUUACGAAGCAUGUGACAAAUACAAUUUUAUUUGAGUCUGCUUUCCACCAGACACUGGGAGGUGAAUUCACCUUUCAGCAGAACAAUAACCUAAAACACAAGGCCAAAUCUACACAGGAGUUGCUUACCAAGAAGACAGUGAAUGUUCCUGAGUGGCCGAGUUACAGUUUUGACUUAAAUCUGCUUGAAAAUCUAUGGCAAGACAUGAAAAUGGUUGUCUAGCAAUGACCAACAACCAAUUGGACAGAGCUUGAAGAACUUUGAAAAGAAUAAUGGGCAAAUGUUGAAAGCUCUUAGAUACUUACCCAGAAAGACUCACAGCUGUAAUCACUGCCAAAGGUGAUUCUAACAUGUAUUGACUCAGGGGGUUGAAUACUUAUCUAAUCAAGAAAUAUUUUUGCUAGGUGGCUAGUAGUAUUACAGAGAAAUAACAACAACAAAUAUUUUUUAGUAGUUUUUAUUUUUUAAACAGGACAAAUCUGAGGGGCAUGUGCCCCUGUGCCCCCUAUGGGCAUGACCCCUCUGACUACAAUGAUUCAAUAUCUUUACAUCAAUGAUUUGACCUUGCCUGAAUAUUGAUGAAUGAAGCUAUUGUAGUAGUGAUAGUAGUUGUAGCUAUAAACACAUUCCAAGGUUCAACAUAACGCUUUGCACAGGUUAGUACAAUAUAGGUUAACACAACAUGCUAGGACAAAAUACAGUUUUGUUCACCCAUUAUGUUUAUGUGAUUUACCAUUUCAACAUACCUGUUUACAAUACCAUACACUUACAAAGAGUAUGCUCUCUACUGUAUUUUCAGUGACCAGCUAAAUACAUCUGCCAAACAUACUACGAAGCUGUUCGGGAAGCAGACAGCCCUUUACAACACAGAAUAGAGUUUGAGAUAAAUGGUUGUCAAAAAAGAUUGAGAUCUCAUUACAAUGCUCAUUACAAUGCUCCAGUGUGUAGACACUUACUUGGAACUACAGUCUUCGGGGCCAAGAUCUUCAUAAAACUGACUAUCCUACCGAUCCUUGACUUCGGCGAUGUCAUUUACAAAAUAGCCUCCAACACUCUACUCAGCAAAUUGGAUGUAGUCUAUCACAGUGCCAUCCGUUUUGUCACCAAAGCCCCAUAUACUACCCACCAUUGUGACCUGUACACUUUCGUUGGCUGGCCCUCACUACAUAUUCGUUGCCAAACCCACUGGCUCCAGGUCAUCUAUAAAUCACUGCUAGGCAAAUCCCCGCCUUAUCUUAGGUCAUUGGUCACCAAAGCAACACCCACCUGUAGUAUGCGCUCCAGCAGGUAUAUCUCACUGGUCAUCCCCAAAGCCAACACCUCCUUUGGCCGCCAUUCCUUCCAGUUCUCUGCUGCUAAUGACUGGAACGAACUGCAAAAAUCUCUGAAGCUGGAGACUCUUAUCUCCCUCUCUAACUUUAAGCAUCAGUUGUCAGAGCACCUUACCGAUCACUGCACCUGUACACAGCCAUUCUGAAAUUAGCCCACCCAACUACCUCAUCCCCAUAUUGUUAUUUAUUUUGCUCAUUUGCACCCCAGUAUCUCUAUUUGCACUCUCUAUCUUCUUCUGCACAUCUAUCACUCCAGUGUUAAUACUACAUUGUAAUUAUGUUGCACUAUGGCCUAUUUUAUUGCCUUACCUCCAUAACUUACUACAUUUGCACACACUGUAUAUAGAUUUUCUAUUGUGUUAUUGACUGUAUGUUUUGUUUUAUCCCAUGUGUAACUCUGUGUUGUUUUUAUUGCACUGCUUUGCUUUAUCUUGGCCAGGUCGCAGUUGUAAAUGAGAACUUGUUCUCAACUGGCUUACCUGGUUAAAUAAAGGUGAAAUAAGAAUCAAAAUAAAUAAAUACUGUAUAUCAUAAUGAUAAAUCUGCCUUUCACUCUGUAUUCCCUGACACACAUUUACUACAUUUUAAUCGGCCUGCCUGCUCUUUUGGCAGUGCUCUAUCUAUGCAGCCCACAGUAGCUCAGUAUUUACCACCGGACAGAAACAGUCACGAGUCGUUUCAUUCCUGUCAUUGCUAGAAUAUUCUUAGUGGAUCAGGGAGCAAGGGCACAACUAACAACCAAAUGAGCUCAGAAGUUACAUUUAGCACUCAAACAUUUAAGCAUUUUAACUAAUUACCAUUAUAUGUAACCAGUACAAAUUGUUACUCUGGAUUAUAUGGGUAUGUUUUUAUACAUUCUGUAAGCAUAUUAUAUUAUUAUGUUAAUUUGCAGUGCAUUAUAUGCUUUGGAAAAUGUUUAUUGCAGCGGACAUGUACAAGAGAGAGACAUCUUUUCAUGUGCCUCAAUUUUUAUGAAUAAAUAAUAUCUUACUACAGGAUAUAUUAUUAUUAUUAUUAUAUUAUUAUUAUUAUAUAAAGAUAUACUGUAACUACCACCAGUAAUUCACUGUGAACAUAAACCAGAAGUUCGUUUUGUGUGAACCUUGCAACCUGGCAUGCAAGGCCAGCCUGAACUGAAUAACCAAUGUUCAGUAGAUGUCACAGGGCAUGGGAGUCUCCUUAAUCCAUGCUUAUUUUCUAACAGUCCCUGCUUUUUGUUUACAGAGAACUCCAGCCCUGGCUCGGUUUGACUUCAGAGCAGAGACUCUAAAGUGGGUAAAACUCAUUGACACACAUACAGUGAGGGAAAAAAGUAUUUGAUCCCCUGCUGAUUUUGUACGUUUGCCCACUGACAAAGACAUGAUCAGUCUAUAAUUUUAAUGGUAGGUUAAUUUGAACAGUGAGAGACAGAAUAACAACAACACAAUCCAGAAAAAUGCAUGUCAAAAAUGUUAUAAAUUGAUUUGCAUUAUAAUGAGGGAAAUAAGUACUUGACCCCAUCUCAAUCAGGAAGAUUUCUGGCUCCCAGGUGUCUUUUAUACAGGUAACGAGCUGAGAUUAGGAUCACACUCUUAAAGGGAGUGCUCCUAAACUCAGUUUGUUACCUGUAUAAAACACACCUGUCCACAGAAGCAAUCACUCAAUCAGAUUCCAAACUCUCCACCAUGGCCAAGACCAAAGAGCUCUCCAAGGAUGUCAGGGACAAGAUUGUAGACCUACACAAGGCUGGAAUGGGCUACAAGACCAUCGGCAAGCAGCUUGGUGAGUAGGUGACAACAGUUGGUGCGAUUAUUCGCAAAUGGAAGAAACACAAAAGAACUGUCAAUCUCCCUCGGCCUGGGGCUCCAUGCAAGAUCUCACCUCGUGGAGUUGCAAUGAUCAUGAGAACGGUGAGGAAUCAGCCCAGAACUACACGGGAGGAUCUUGUCAAUGAUCUCAAGGCAGCUGGGACCAUAGUCACCAAGAAAACAAUUGGUAACACACUACGCCGUGAAGGACUGAAAUCCUGCAGUGCCCGCAAGGUCCCCCUGCUCAAGAAAGCACAUAUACAGGCCCGUCUGAAGUUUGCCAAUGAACAUCUGAAUGAUUCAGAGGAGACCUGGGUGAAAGUGUUGUGGUCAGAUGAGACCAAAAUGGAGCUCUUUGGCAUCAACUCAACUCGCCGUGUUUGGAGGAGGAGGAAUGCUGCCUAUGACCCCAACAACACCAUCCCCACCGUCAAACAUGGAGGUGGAAACAUUAUGUUUUGGGGGUGUUUUUCUGCUAAGGGGACAGGACAACUUCACCGCAUCAAAGGGACGAUGGACGGGGCCAUGUACCGUCAAAUCUUGGGUGAGAACCUCCUUCCCUCAGCCAGAGCAUUGAAAAUGGGUCGUGGAUGGGUAUUCCAGCAUGACAAUGACCCAAAACACACGGCCAAGGCAACAAAGGAGUGGCUCAAGAAGAAGCACAUUAAGGUCCUGGAGUGGCCUAGCCAGUCUCCAGACCUUAAUCCCAUAGAAAAUCUGUGGAGGGAGCUGAAGGUUCGAGUGUCCAAACGUCAGGCUCGAAACCUUAAUGACUUGGAGAAGAUCUGCAAAGAGGAGUGGGACAAAAUCCCUCCUGAGAUGUGUGCAAACCAGGUGGCCAACUACAAGAAACGUCUGACCUCUGUGAUUGCCAACAAGGGUUUUGCCACCAAGUACUAAGUCAUGUUUUGCAGAGGGGUCAAAUACUUAUUUCCCUCAUUAAAAUGCAAAUCAAUUUAUAACAUUUGUGGGGGGGUUUUCUGUUUUUUGUUGUUGUUAUUAAAUAAAAUUAUAGACUGAACAUGUCUUUGUCAGUGGGCAAACGUACAAAAUCAGCAGGGGAUCAAAUACUUUUUUUCCCUCACUGUACCAGGAGGGAUUUCAAGAACAUGCGCACAAUAUUUUAAACUGCAACGAAAUAUAAGCUUUAGUGUGUUGUAAUCAUCAUGUGACUGUAACAUAUAGGCCUAUGUACCAUUACUGUGACUGUAACAUAUAGGCCUAUGUACCAUUACUGUGACUGUAACAUAUAGGCCUAUGUACCAUUACUGUGACUGUAACAUAUAGGCCUAUGUACCAUUACUGUGACUGAUGGUGGUUUAGAUUCAUCUCCACUCACAUAGCAAUUUACACGUGGGUAGACCUCAUUCUGAGUCUUAAAGUGAAAUGUUUCAUGUGGUUGAUAUGUGGUCAUAUUUCUGCCUUACUUUGUCAUAUUGCUCAUAUGCCUUUGACAUAAUGCUCAUAUUUUAUUUUGCAUAUUGUUGAAUCCAAUAGCUAACCUAUGUUGUUUGUUGCCCUCUUUUUCAGGGAGUUACCAUUUCAAAAGGGAGACAUUGUGUACAUCAUUCGACAGGUGGAUAAUAAUUGGUUUGAAGGGGAGCAUCACGGCAGAGUCGGCAUCUUCCCACGGAGUUAUGUUGAGGUACAACCAGUUCCAAUAUUGUGACUGAAAAAUGAACUGACCUUUUCUUGCUAGAUGGAACUCACUACAGCAGGGUACAGACUGAUGUGCCAAAUAGACCAGUCAUUGCAGUGUUAUUAUUUUACAUUACAUUUUUACAUUUGAGUCAUUUAGCAGACGCUCUUAUCCAGAGCGACUUAGUUAGUGAGUGCAUACAUUUGGAAAGUUGUAGACAUGCAGUAAAACCUAGAGUACAACAUAGCUCUACUGAAACUAGACUUUCUGCGCAACUGUUCACAAGAACAUAUGAUAAGAAUAGGGAAAUGCUGUAUAAAUUAUAUUAUAUGCAGCAUAAGAAGAUAAAUAUACUAUGUUAUGACACCAGUCAAUUCAUCAGGGUUGUGACACCAGUCAGUUCAUCAGGGUUGUGACACCAGUCAGUUCAUCAGGGUUGUGACACCAGUCAGUUCAUCAGGGUUGUGACACCAGUCAGUUCAUCAGGGUUGUGACACCAGUCAGUUCAAAAGUUAAACCGUGGAAGAGGCCCAGUAAUGAUAUUCACUGGAGUCGUGUUCAGUAAGAAGAAACUGUUUUGAAACGGGGAGGUGCUACCUGAAUUUGUCCAUUUAAAAACACAGAUAUUUGUUUCCUGUUGCAAAAUGUUCUACUACAGUGUGCCCUCUUGAAUGUGACACUGCUACAGUACUAAGCAUUGACUUUGACUGAUUGCCUCCUGAACUUGACACUAGUUCCUAGCAUUGACAUUGACCGAUGUAUUUUGGGCUUUGUGUGUAUGUUUUCUCCAGCUCCUUCCCCCCACGGAGAAGGCCCAGCCAAAGAAGAGUGCCCCAGUGCAGGUGCUGGAGUAUGGAGAGGCCAUUGCACGCUUCAACUUUACAGGGGACACAGUGGUGGAGAUGUCUUUCAGAAAGGUAAAAAGAAGAACAGGGUUUUAAGGGUAUUGAGGUUCGGAGCAGUUGUAAAAUGUGUUCCUCUUUUUACAUAAUACAGAUGGAAAUCACAAAGUAUUACAACAUAGUACCAUCAUAGUUUCAGGAUACAGGAAAUACAGUAUGCUUAGCAGAAAUGUUGUGUGUGCUGAUGGUGUUUAGUUUGUGCUUGCUUUAAUGUUACGUUAUCUUAUGUAAUGGUAUGAUAUAUCAUGUAUCUAAAUGUGCGAUCAUACCGUAUGAGCUAAUGGGAUGCCAAUGUGUGUCUACAGGGAGAGAGGAUCAUCCUGAUUCGCAGGGUCGAUGAGAACUGGUACGAGGGCAAAGUCUCUGGCACCAAUCGCCAGGGUAUCUUCCCAGUCACCUACAUAGAGGUGCACAAACGACCCAGAGUCAAGAAUGGAUUGGAUUACCCAGACCCCCCCAUUGGCCAAUCACCUCACCGCAGCCUCAAUGCUUCCCCUCAGGUAAUGACACACUCCGCACACACACACUCUUGUAGAGCUCAGUCUUUCCAGGAAUACAACAGUCCUACUCCAAGUUUGCCACAGUUUUUAAGUUUACUUUUGUGCCCUACUAUUGCUAUUUAUUUUAACUUUAUUAUUUGUGUUUUGUUUAUUCAUACUCAUGUCUAAUGUUUCAUCUUUCCGUUUCUGUCCCCCCUCUCUCUCUGGAUUGGUCAUUUUGGUCUAUAAGCUGAACCGUGUCCGUAACAACCGGCUCACCACGUCCCCCCUGCCCCUCCCCCGAUCCCCCCGCCGCUCUGUGUCUCCCGAGGUCCAUGCCAUCUCCUCUGAGUGGAUCUCCCUGACCAUAGGGGGUUCCAGCCCUCCCACUGCCCCCACCCCUCCUCUACCCCCGCUCCCCUCUGUGUCUUACCGCUGGGGCGAGUACCUGCCCCCCUCCAAGUCUGCCAGCCCCGUGCCCCCCAUCUGCGGCAGCCCGUACUGCAUCUCCCCCAUGGCCUCCCCCUCCGCCUCCCCCCUGCCUCCGCCCUACCCGCCCCGCCCUGGCUCGGCCACCCCUUACCUCACCUUCACCCCGCCCCAGGGGGAGGACUUCCUGCUCUCCCCUCCCUCUCCUCGUCUGUCCCGCAGCCUGAGCCCCUGUGGAGGGGUGGGCCUGGAGAGCUGGCUGACAGGGGCCAGCCCCUUGAGCAUCCUGGAGAGGGAGUUGACGGAGGGGGAGGGGGCAGAGGGAGACAGGGGCACUGGCCGCAAAGCCCUGGGCAGCUGGCGAAAUAGCCCUGCAGAGGUAUCUUGAUAUACUGCAUGGUGUGCAGUGUUGCAUCUCGGGCUCACUGUGGUUAGAACUGGAGUUCUUCCCUCCGUUGUUGCUGCCUCUAGAUAGAUCAUGUGCAAUAGAAACAGGCCUCUUGUAGAGCUUGCAACGCCAGGGUUGUGGGUUCGAUUCCCACGGGGGGCCAGUAUGAAAAAUGUAUGCACUCACUAACUAUAAGUCGCUCUGGAUAAGAUCGUCUGCUAAAUGACUAAAAUGUCAAAUGUAAAUGAAUGACGACUAACUGUAAUGUUGACCAGCAGAGCUUACACGGCUCCUGUGUCAUAUUUUGGUCUGCAUGUUUUGUUGUUGUGUGCACUACUAACAUGCACAUGUUUGAGUGUUAAAUCUUCAUAUGAAAACCCAAUUUAUCUCAGGUGUUUGGAAUGAAAACCAUGUGACCGUGCAUGAUUUUUAUUUUUUAAAUGUGUUGAAUGAUUCAGAGAAGGGUUGCAGAUUCUUGACCCCCACCAUUAUACCAUCAUAUUGGAAAAUAUUGUCAUAGAGAAGCCAAUUUUAUUACUAUUUGAGGAUUAAGAUUGGUUUGUGAAUGUUUUUAAAGAAAAUCUAAAUAUUUUGAAUAUUUUUUUUAUUGAAAAUAACUUUUGUUCGAGAGAUAUCUAUGGAUUUUUCUAACAAACAGUGUAAAUUGACUUCCACUGCGAUUGUGUUUACAGCUUCCAGACAUCACGCACUGGUUGAAUCAACGUUGUUUCCAUGUCAUUUCAAUGAAAUUACGUUGAAGCAACGUGGAAUAGACGUUGAAUUGACGUCUGUGCCCAGUGGGGAACUCCUAUUUGUGAACCAUACAGAGUCUAAUGUGUGUGUUGUUCAUCUUACAGCUGGUGAAGAAUGAGAGCGACUACCAUGGAAGAACAUCCAGAAGCCCUGUCAUGUUGUUUGACAUCCAGGACAACAACAUGAAUGCGAACUCAUUCGCGGUAAGGUGCUGAUUUGCAUUUUGUGGGCGACGAAAAUAUUAGAAAAUGUGUAUGUCUGGUAUUUCUGGAUAAGAAAUAUGUGGUGGGGAUUUAUUUAUCAUGAUCUAUGAUUAUCGCUUCCUUUAACUCAUCACUGUUAAUUUAACUGAACUUCAGCACUUACAGUGCAUUUGGAAAGUAUUCAGACCCCUUGACUUUUUCCACAUUUUGUUACGUUACAGCCUUAUUCUAAAAUUGAUUAAAUUGUUUUUUAUUACAAACAUAAAUAUCACAUUUACAUAAGUAUUCAGACCCUUUACUCAGUACUUGAUUGAAGCACCUUUGGCAGCAAUUACAGCAUUGAGCAUUCUUGGGUAUGACGCUACAAGCUUGGCACACCUUUAUUUGGGGAGUUUCUCCCAUUCUGCUCUGCAGAUCCUCUCAAGCUCUGUCAGGUUGGAUGGGGAGCGUUGCUGCACAGCUAUUAUCAAGUCUCUCCAAAGAUGUUAGAUCGGGUUCAAGUCCGGGCUCUGGCUGGGCCACUCAAGGACAUUCAGAGACAUGUCCCGAAGCCACUCCUGCGUUGUCUUGGCUGUGUGCUUAGGGUCGCUGUUCUGUUGGAAGGUGAACCUUCGCCCCAGUCUGAGGUCCUGAGCGCUCUGGAGCAGGUUUUCAUCAAGGAUCUCUCUGUACAUUGCUCCGUUCAUCUUUGCCUCGAUCCUGACUAGUCUCCCAGUAACUUCCGCUGAAAAACAUGCCCACAGCAUGAUGCUGCCACCACCAUUCUUCACCGUAGGGAUGUUAUUGGCCAGGUGAUGAGCGGUGCCUGGUUUCCUCCAGACAUGAUGCUUGGCAUUCAGGCCAAAGAGUUCAAUCUUGGUUUCAUCAAAACAGAGAUUCUUGUUUCUCAUGGUCUGAGAGUCUUUAGAUGCCUUUUGGCAAACUCCAAGUGGGCUGCCAUGUGCCUUUUUACUGAGGAGUGGCUUCCGUCUGGCCACUCUCCCUUAAAGGCCUGAUUGGUGGAGUGCUGCAGAGAUGGUUGUCCUUCUGGAAGGUUCUCCAAUCUCCACAGAGGAACUCUAGAGCUCUGUCAGAGUGACCAUCAGGUUCUUGGUCACCUCCCUGACCAAGGCCCUUCUCCCCCGAUUGCUCAGUUUGGCCGGGCGGCCAGCUCUAUGAAGAGUCUUGGUGUUUCCAAACAUCUUCCAUUUAACACUGAUGGAGGCCACUGUGUUCUUGGAGACCUUCAAUGCUGCAGAAAUUUUUUGGUACCCUUCCCCAGAUCUGACUUGACACAAUGCUGUCUCGGAGCUCUACGGACAAUUCCUUCGACCUCAUGGCUUGGUUUUUGCUCUGACUUGCACUGUCAACUGUGGGACCUUAUCUAGACAGGUGUGUGCCUUUCCAAAUCAUGUCCAAUCAAUUGAAUUUACCACGGGUGGACUCCAAUCAAGUUGUAGAAACAUCUCAAGGAUGAUCAAUGGUAACAGGAUGCACCUGAGCUCAGAUUCAAGUCUCGUAGCAAAGGGUCUGAAUACUUAUGUAAAUAAGGUAUUUCUGUUUUUAAUUUUUAAGAAAUCUGCCAGAAUUUCUAAAAACCUGUUUUUGCUUUGUCAUUAUGAGGUAUUGUGUGUAGAUUGAUGAGGGGAAAAAAUAAUUUAAUCAAUUUUAGAAUAAGGCUGUAAUGUAACAAAAUGUGGAAAAAGUCAAGGGGUCUGAAUACUUUCUGAAGGCACUGUAACUAAUCAUUUAUCCUAAAUCCCAUCACUCAGCUUCAGACUGUUACUUUGAGUUUCUGUAAAGAACAAGUCAAUAAGAUUAAUAUGACCACAUUCUUGCAUGACCUUGCUGCCAUCUUUUCCUCCCCGCUGAUUGUGCAUGUCAUCUUUUGAAUAGUAUCAGACGUGAACUAAUAUUUCAUUGUGACUGUGUACAUUCUAUAUGCCACUCACUCUAGUGUCUUGCUCUUCCAUGCUUACCCCUCGGCCGGACUCCACCACCAUCUCUUCUGGUGUUUCUCGACUUUCCUGGUUUUUCCUGGUUUCUAACGGACCCCUCCCUUUCUGCCUUGCCACUCACUGGACCUCCUACCUUCCUCCUUCCUGUGCGCCCUCUAACUCCCUGCCCCACCCCUCUACCCAACCCAACUUCAUCUGUCCUCUCCUUCUGGGCUGACUGGGGAUUCUGGGUAUUCUCUCUCUGACCUGGCCACUGUCACUAGGAGGCGGUGUGUAAUGAGAUCAUGAAUAUAGCUGAGACCUCGGUGAGGUACUGCAGCACCCUCUCCCCCCACCCCAAUGACUCUGUCCUUCACAGACUACUUCCCCCCCUUCACCCCAGUAAACAAUCUCUCAUCAUUUCCCAGCAACCCCAGUCCCACAGCAACAGCCCGGAGCCAAGCCGUCUCAGCUGUGGAAUGUGAGUAUGGCCGUCUGACGUCUAGUCUGAGCUCUGGAUACUCUGGUUUCUGUUUUACUGUUGCUGUCUGACUUAAGGCUUCAAAGCCCCAGUUCAACAGUCAUGUUCAUUAGGGCACGCAACGGAAAACGUUUUAAAAUGCUUUGCAACAGAAAACUAAAAUGAGCAUUUUUUUUAUGGGACAAGUCCCAGUAGUCCCUCCCUGUUUCAGUUGGUUUUAAUCCAUUUGGUGCAUAAUGAACACGACCCUGGUCUGGUAUAUACAUAUCUUAUUACGUUUUUGAUACUAUGUCUCUCAAGUCCUUUUGUGGUUGUAGUUCUGACUUUAUGUAAUGUUAUCCUACAGUUUCCAGGCUUUGUACAGUUACGUGCCACAGAAUGAAGAUGAGCUGGAGCUGCAGGAGGGAGAUCUUGUCAGUGUCAUGGAGAAGUGCGAUGAUGGCUGGUUUGUUGGUAUGUGCCUGGGGCCUCAGGAUGGAUUCCCCAAAGAUAUAGUCACAGUCACAUCCAUCCAUAUAGGGUUACAGCAGAGUGACAGCAGAGGGACAAAACUGCCAUGUGGGUAGUUUCUCAGAAACUCGCACAUAGAGGAGGUUCAAACACUUAGGGCUCUAUUUUAACAAAUCUAACACAAUGGUCAAUCUUAGCGCUGGCAGUAGCGCUAUAGGUUUUGGGGUGUGUAAAAAAUAUUUUUGCUAUUUUCACAACCGUAAUUAUGGCCGCAGUACCUGGUGGUAGCUGGGUUUUGAUAAAUAAACAAGUUGUGGGUGUGUUGCGGCUUGACACCUCACUGGCCAAUCAUAAUGUGCUCAAUGGCUAAAUAUGUGGUUGCUUCAAGUUGUGUAUUUACGGUCUUUUAUGUAUUGCGUUGUCAUCAACUCCAAUUUGAAUGUUAGGCCGUUAUAGCCUAGUUCGUUAAAUAGCCUGCCCCAUAUUUGCUAAAUAUGUUGAACAUGUUUGCAGUCCACAUUGUUCUAAUUGCAUUGUUAUACAUAAGCUAUAGCAUUAGCACUGAUAUAGGGGCUAGGCCUACUGUAAAUUGCAGUCUGGACAUGGACAUGCCAAACGUAGUCAAUAAUCAAAAUUAAAUUCACUAGGCUAUUGAUGAGGCCUAAAAAGACUGUAUAAUUCUAAUCAAAUUCUAAGAAAAAUUGGGAUAUGUCUAAAUACAGUUACAGGCACCAUAAUUACUCCCGUGGGCGUAUAAUACAGACAAGGCAAGUAAAACUACGGAGGGUUUUACGCACAUCCAAACUUUUCACAGGAGCUGGACAAAGAUUGAAUAUAAAGAGAAAGGGGGAAAGUCCACUCACCAUUAUACUGCUCCCAAAUGUAAUGCUUUAUAAACAUCAUGGAACUAUCUUACUGAUCAUAUUUGCACUUCUCCAGAAAUAGCCAUGUACAUUCUCAACAUAAACCCAUUGACGCUGAAUCUUUCUAAUAAGUUAGGUUUUUAAUUAAAUGAAAAGCAAUCAAUCUGUUUUUUAAAACAACAAUAUUUCUAAAUAGGAUCGGGUCAGAAGCGUGAUAUCAUAAAUCACAUCUCUUGUUCCAUGAGCAUAAGGCAAUGGGUGCACACCACAGGAGGUUGGUGGCACCUUAAUUGGGGAGGACGGGCUCUUGGUAAUGGCCGGAGCGUAAUUGGUGGAAUGGUAUCAAAUUCAUCAAACAUGGUUUCCCGUGUUUGAUGCCAUUCCAUUUGCUCCGUUCCAGCCAUUAUUAUGAGCCGUCCUCCCCUCAGCAGCCUCCACUGCUGCACACGUAGGCAUAAGGGCUCUUCGGCAGGAGGCAUGGAUGUUUGUCCUAUACAUUGAAUAUUGUUUAUUAAAUAGUAUACAGUAACCCUACAAUAGGCCUAGUUAUAACAAACAUGUAGCCAAUGUAGUAUUUUUUAGUUGCUUCAAAUAUUUGUCUACACACAUUGCAUUUGCAUUUCGAAAAUGCACUGCAUGUUCGAGCCAUGGAUAAAUGGACAUUGCCCGAACAUUAUAAUAAGAUUAGCCUACCAUUGCUGUUGAUAUAGCCUGUUAGUGACUUUGCCACGUGGAAGGUAAACAUACGAACAGGCAAAUAGCCUAGGCUACAAGCGGAUUCAGCACCAUGGACAGCGAUCGGAAUUCCCGCAAUUUGACAGUUAGGUCCAACAGAUGAAAGUGGAGGAUGCUAUUUUUUUACAAAAUGAUCAAGGAAAAACAAUAAGCAGUCUAUUGUAAAAACAUUAUGUUCCUGAACAGACUUCCUACGGUCACUGACACCAUUCAUUCAAUGGCAUCGCACAUAGGCCUACUGAGUCUAAACUUUUCACAGAAGCUGCAUGGACAAAAAAAAUGUCCAAUAUAAAGGAAAACGGGAAUGUCUGUUUUGCUGCUCGAAGAUAUUUUAAUAAAACAUUGGUUAUAGGCUACUCAUUAGGCUACUGUGCGCCUCCGCUGACAAAAUCGAUGCAAUAACCAAUUGCGUUACUGCUAAUACCAGCUUUUAGUAAGUCUUAAAUAUCACCAGUAGCGCUGUUUGAAAUUGGCACGUUUUUAAUGACACACACCAAAUAUUUCCACCCCUUCCAGGUCAAUUACCAACCCUGGCGCCAUAGCAGAGUGCUGGCUUUAACAAGUCGAAAUUGCCAAAGAGCGUGCGUUGGACACCAGCGCCUCCUUAACACCAGCCCGAAAAUAGAGCCCAUAGAGUUCAAAACCGUACAUUUGUUCAGCCUGAUAUCUAAAUGUGUGUUUAUGUACUCAAUGGUAGUGGUUGCUAUUAUAUCACAUAAGUAGGCACAUUUGAUUGCAAAGACUAACAAAUAUUGUUGUUGUUGUUUCGUUCUCAGGUACCUCGAAGAGGACAAAACACUUUGGCACGUUUCCAGGAAAUUACGUAAAAGAGGUCAACUUAUAACCUGUCAACAAACAUUUAUAGUGUGAGGAGAACCUAGCUCUAACCCAUGGUUGCCUGUUGAGUGUUGGGGAAAUAAUUACUAUUGCGCUUGACUUUAAAUUAGGAUAGUCAUUUAGUCAAGUGAAUACGUUGGUCUAGUGUAAGUGAUCAGUUUGGUCUGAGGUAUGUUAAUGUUUAUGAGGCCACGAUAGGAGAAAGCUAGCUGUUGACACUGCCCAAUCGUCAGUGUGGUGUAUACAUACCCUAACCACGUCUUGCACAGUACAUGGCUGAAUUUAUCAUAUGAUAUUCUGACAAUGGAACUUUUAGUAAAAAAUAAGUGUCACACACUGCGGUAUACACUGAGUGUACAAAACA
This is a messenger RNA of Coregonus sp. 'balchen', 24836 nucleotides long. NCBI's taxonomy places the organism in Eukaryota, Metazoa, Chordata, Actinopteri, Salmoniformes, Salmonidae. The record is from the annotation of a GenBank genome assembly.